Molecule: messenger RNA, 1119 nt
Organism: Jaculus jaculus (lesser Egyptian jerboa)
Lineage: Eukaryota; Metazoa; Chordata; Mammalia; Rodentia; Dipodidae
Gene: Lrrc72
Product: leucine rich repeat containing 72
Exons: 11
Coding region: 1-1119 (372 amino acids)
Molecular function (GO): protein binding
Source: RefSeq, a predicted model, not a curated record
AUGGCAUUCAUGAACGCACAGGGACUGUGCUUACCAGCACGAGACCUGCAGAAUAUUGUAGAGAAACUGCUUCACGGCUACAUUCUACAAGCUUCAAAGACAGACCUACUUUCUAGAAACCUGAACUUUCUGCUGCUCCUACGCCUCCUCCGUGGACUGCUAGCUGGGUGCCUGGUGUUCGGCCCUCCACGGGGCGGGGGGGAGGGGAGUGGGUGGGGGUCCCUGGUCCAGCUGCCACAGUCGAAUCCUUCUGGCAUCCCACAGCCCAGGGUCACCCUGUGCAGACGCAGACAAUGUUAUAGGCUCAGGCACGCAAACGUCACAAAUGUCAGGAGCAGUCGCAAGGCAGUUGAAGAUCAGCUAAAGAUAUGUGGCUGCAAGAGGGAUGCUGACGUCUUUGAGCUGUUCCUUUCUAAAAAGGAACUGACAGAGGUCAUUGAUCUUUCUAGGUUUAAAAGGUUAAAAUACUUAUGGCUUCAUCAUAACAAGCUAAAUGGUAUAGAAUUUUUGACUAGAAACUAUUGUUUGACAGAACUAUAUUUGAACAACAAUGCAAUAUUUGAGAUAGAAGGCCUGCAUUAUUUGCCUUCGCUGCACAUUCUCCUGCUGCACCAAAAUGAGCUAACCAACAUUGAUGCCACCAUGAAGGAGCUAAAGGGACUGCUGAACCUGAAGACCCUAAGUCUAUACCAAAACCCUUUGUGCCAAUAUAAACUGUACCGUUUAUAUACAAUCUACCACCUUCCAGGAGUGGAGCUGCUUGACCGAAAUAAAGUUACAGAAAAAGAAAGAAGAUCAAUGAUUAGCAUCUUCAAUCAUAAAAAAGCUCAUAUUAUUCAGUCAAUAGCAUUUGGAGGCAAAGUAGAUGUGCAAUGGAACCCUAAAUUGCCAUUAAAGCAGAAACAAGUCCAACAGUUUCCUUCAGAUUUUGUGUUUGCGGAUAAUGUAGACAAGACUGUGUUUGAUGACCCUGAAGAUGCUGUGUUUGUGAGGUCCAUGAAGAGAUCGGUGAUGGCCAUUACCACUAUGAACUGGGACACGGUUCCAACACGAGAGGAAAAGUAUGGUGAGGAGGAAGGCACAGAGCCUGGUCAGAUGCUCACGACGACACUGAGAUAA